AUAGCGUUACCACAAUAUUGUAUUAUAAGAAUUGUUAUCAUAAACUGGUUAAAAUUAAUUGUACUUGUUAAGAAUGAAGCUUUCAAGCCUUAAAUUAUUGACAAAUAUAGGAAAAAGAAAUAUUCAUAUAUCCAAAUGCACAUCAUUAUUUUACGAAGAUCCUGGAAAGCAGGGUUUACGAAUAAAAAGUGAUCGAGAGCUAGAAUGGGAAAAAAUGUCUUUUCUGAAUAAAUGCAGCAUCGAAUUAAAUCUUUAUAAAGAAGGAAUAAAAGAAACAAUUCAAAAUUAUAUUAAAGACACGAUUCGGGGUCCACAAUAUUUUAUAUAUGAUCAUGAAGUUAAUGUUGAGUGGAGAUUUACAGGCGAUAAAGUAGAAUUGAACAAUUGGAUUGUAUCAUCGGAUAAAGAUUUUAAUAUGGGAUAUUCAACAGCACAAUUAGAAUAUACACCCGAAUCAAAAGGUAUAUUUCAUGGAUUUUUGGAUAUGAAAUUACCAGCAGAUGGAAAGCAGAAAAAUACAGGGUUUUGUAAUCUAAGAACAGUAGCAAGAUUAGAUCCUUUUAAAAAUGUAGUGCCGUACGAUUGGCAUGCUUAUAAUCAUUUAGUAUUACAUUUAAGAGGCGAUGGACGAAUAUAUACAAUCAAUUUACAUAUGGAAAGAACAUUUGACAUGUGUAUGUAUGAUAUUUAUCAAUAUUUUAUUUGGACUAGAGGUGGUCCAUACUGGCAACACGUGAGAAUACCAUUUUCGAAAUUCUUCUUUACCUAUAAAGGUAGAAUUCAAUCUUUAACUACGGCUAUGCCACGAAGCGAAGUAAAAUUUAUUAGUGUUACUAUAGCAGAUAAGAUCGAUGGUCCUUUCCAAUUAGAAAUUGAUUAUAUUGGUGUUGAAUAUGAUCCAACUCAUAUAGAGGAAUGUGCAUAUGAAAAUUAUGAUUAUUGA
Molecule: messenger RNA, 943 nt
Organism: Ceratosolen solmsi marchali
Lineage: Eukaryota; Metazoa; Arthropoda; Insecta; Hymenoptera; Agaonidae
Gene: CIA30
Product: complex I intermediate-associated protein 30
Exons: 3
Coding region: 74-943 (289 amino acids)
Biological process (GO): mitochondrial electron transport, NADH to ubiquinone; mitochondrial respiratory chain complex I assembly
Cellular component (GO): mitochondrion
Source: RefSeq, a predicted model, not a curated record